ACGACAAAACCCCACUGCAAGACGCAGAGCCAGAAUAGAGCAGCUUUGGCACGAGAGCUAUUUUCCUAUAGGUUGUAGAGGGGAACAAAAAGAGUAGAAAUCGUCUUCGUUUCCCCUAACAUACUUCUCAUGAUGCCGGAAUCCUCCUGGUCGUCUUUGCUGGCCAGUAUACAGAGACAAUGUAGUUGAGAGAGAAAGGGGAACUGCACCGGUGGAGAGAUCUGGGGAUGAAUGGACAUGGUUAUGGGUGAUUAAUUGCAUUUUCAGCUGGAGAACAACACUGGAUAUGCUCAGAAAAAGUGAGGAUAAGUGAGUUUCGGGGCCCACAGGAUGGACACUGCGGAGGUGAUUCUGUCUGUGUUGGUGGUUGUGAUUAUCAUAGUGUCGUUGCUGUCCAACGUCCUGGUGCUGAUCUGCUUUCUGUACAACCCGGAGAUCCGUAAGCAGGUCCCCGGUCUGUUCAACCUCAAUCUCACCUUCUGCAACUUGUUGCUGACCGUGUCCAACAUGCCUCUCACUUUGGUGGGACUCGUCAGUAAGACUCAGCCGGGAGGGGACGGCUUCUGCCAGAUCGUGGGCUUCCUGGAGACAUUCCUGUCCACCAACUCGAUGCUGAGCAUGGCAGCUCUGAGCAUCGACAGGUGGAUUGCGGUGGUGUUCCCCCUGAGGUACCACUCCAAAAUGCGCCACAAAGACGCAGCUUUGGUCCUCGGGUACACGUGGGUGCACUCCGUGUCCUUCUCCACGGUGGCCACCUGCCUCUCCUGGGUGGGAUACCACCGGCUUUACGCGUCCUGCACGUUGUCCAACCCGAGGGCGAGCAGCCGGACACCGUUUGUUAUCUUCACCGUCUUUUUCCACUCCUUUUCCUUCCUCCUGUCUUUUAUAGUGCUGUGUGUCACUUACCUCAAAGUGCUCAAAGUGGCAAGGUUUCACUGUAAGAGGAUCGACGUUAUUACAAUGCAAACGUUAGUGCUGCUGGUGGAUAUACACCCCAGUGUUCGCCAGCGUUGCCUGGAGGAGCAGAAGAGAAGACGACAGAGAGCGACGAAGAAGAUCAGCACCUUCAUCGGCACCUUCAUGAUCUGCUUCGCUCCCUAUGUGAUCACAAGGAUCGUGGAGUUAUUUCCAACGGUGCCUAUCAACCCUCACUGGGGAAUUGUUUCCAAGUGCUUAGCUUACAGCAAGGCAGCCUGCGACCCCUUUGUGUACUCACUGCUCCGACACCAAUACAGGAAGACGUGCACUGACAUCAUCAACAGGCUGCUGAAGCGGAGCUCUUUGAACGCAUCGGGGCGCGGACACGAGAACCAAGUCAACAGCAUAGCAACUGCAGAGUGACCCGGCAACUGUCAGGGAAAUAUGAGGCUGAUUUAUCGCCGAUUAAGAACAGAAGAAAUAGUGCUUGUCCCUGUCCAUGUCUGCUUGAAUUUGGUCUGACAAGCCAAAAGAAAGCGACUACAGACAGAGGGCAAAUCCCCAGCACCCUGGAAUACCACAGUGCUUGCAUACUGAAACUCCAGAACAGCAGAUCAGUGCAGUGAACUUGUGAGGACAAUGAGAAAAGGGAGAUUUCACAUCCACCGGAAGAGACAGAUGUGCUCACCCAAGAUGAACGGCCAGUUCAUAGCCUCAUUAUUCUGACAUGGUAGCUUUAAGUCUGAUAUAAGACAUAAGGAUUUAGUUUUACAUUACGUCUAACAUACAUUCUACGGAAGCCCUGAGAGGCAAGUGAGAAAAAAUACAAUGAUCCAUUUUCUAAUGUCUAUAUCUAAAGGGUUUUCUCUCCUGUGUUUAUGUCUUAAGAAGAGGUGAUGUUUGUUUCACCUAGAUAAUUUUUCAUCAUAUGUAAAAAAUUACACCUUUUCCCACCUGUUUCACGGAUGAAAAGAACACCCUGGAGCAGAAUCUUUUUUUUCUAACUUGCCAGUCAGGGCUUCUGUAAUGUUUACAUUAUAUUUUUUAAAUGAAAGAAAGGAAAGAAUAGAAAAUGGCUGUUUGCCGAUUUAGUGACAGGUUGAUGCGUUCACACUGUAUGUAGCACUAUAAACUAGCCUAACCAAAACUAACCAAAUUGUAUUACAGAUGAAAACGUACAGCAGACUGCACAGCUCGGCUCAGGUUUACAUUGCCUUGAAGCAUAAUGGCCAAUGAAAGAUAAAGCUAUGUGACUAUGUGAGACUUUGUGUUUGUCUGUGUUUCAUGUGUGGUAUUUGCGCACCAUUUAGCAAGACUUAUUGACCCAGCCAAGCAGAGUUUUAAAGGUAAAAAUAAGCCUUCAAACCGACUGCCUUUGCUGUCAUGACUGACAUGUGCCCCUCAGGUUGAUUAACUUAGCCAAGCGUGAUUGACAGUCGGGCGGAUUUGUACUCACAGAAAAGAGUGACAGGGAGUGACAUGCUUUUUGAUUUCUCACACAUUUGGGCUGGAUGGAAAGGAAGGAAAAAUGCAUCUGAUGUCCUUAUUUUCAUCACUUGGGAGAGUGACUAUAACUAAUGACAACUUGUGAUGUUUAAUGACGGUCUUUCAUGAAAAGCAAAAAAUAGUAUCUGUUUUCUGCUUGGCAGUCAACAUGUAUGUUAUUUAUUGAGAUGGAACAACUUUAAGGAUUGCAGUGUCCCUCUUUUUACUCUCACAUGAAUUGGGCGCACAUGAUGUUUAUUUAUUUAGGCCCAUUGCUUGUGAAGUAUUGUAGUUUCAGGUCUUUGUUGAAGACCUAAGUCCAAGAGCCUUCUUGACUGACAAAGUGUUAUCUGACUCAAUAAAUGUUGUACCUAUUAUAUUUUUGUUCUGUAACAGAAGAAAGGCAGCUCUGUAUCAGAGGUCUUUUCCCUGGGCUUAACUUUUUGUAGAGUAGACAUAUGUAGAUGGAAGUCCUCGACGCCUUAGUUUAAUAAAAAAAAGGGAUAAAGAAGACGUUUUUGAUGGAUUUGGUGUUCAGUCGGUACAACAGUAAGUUACUGUCUGUAUGUAUCACACACAGUGCCAAAACGAUCAAUGACACCCAGUGAGCCAAAUAUAAGUAGCUGCAGUUCAUUUUUAUGAAAACAUAAAAGAAGAUAGAUUAAAAAAAUAUAUUUAUGAAAUUACUUAUUGAUACAUGUUUGCUUUUAUUUUGUGUUCAUGGUUGUUACGGAAGCUCUAAAAGUUAAGUGAGGAAAAAUAAGGCAGAUCUAAAUAUCCUCCUGUGUUUAUGACUUCAGCACAAGAGUAGAAAAAUGAAGGAACUAAUAUACUGUAGAUAUAUAUAUGGAGAGAAAACUAUUAGGAUCGGACUGAAACGCAUUAAAAGUUAUUUUUGGACAUGGUUCUCAGGGCUUCCGUAAACUUUUGAUAAUACAGAGGAGAAAUAGUUGUCUUGGAUAUAUGAUGCAUUGCAAAGUUAUGUUUGACACUCCAAGACAAUCAAUGCCUUAAUCUCUGUUAUAUAUGAUAUGUUCUUUCCAUUCACAACGGCAUAUGGGUAUUUUGAACAAUAUAGAUAGAGUAAAUCAUUGCCUUAUUCACUUCAGCUCAUGAAAAAUCUGUAUUUCUUUACCUUCUGCUUUCCAUGGUUUCUGAUCAUGUUUUGCACUGAUGUAGAGUAGUUAUUUUCCUCAUACAUGAUGGUUAUUGGUGAAAAAUCAAGGUAUUAUAUAUGUUGAUAGAUUUAGAUAAAUGACAACUUGAAGAGUAUUUUUGUGUCUUUUUGAUAUACGUACAUGUAAUUUAUGACGACACUUUAUUUGUUGAGUGUUUAAGAAUGUGCUGCUUCACCUGCAAAUUAAGUUAAAACCGUUAUUGAUAGGUGACAAUGCAUUGACUGUAUACCUCAUUUUGUUAGGGUGGCCUCAAGUGUUUUGUUAUUUACUUACUCAUUUAUUCAACCACUGGCACGAUGCUGCUGCAGAUGGCUAGAACAAUUGUUGAUGAUGAUGUUUUACUGAUAGGAUGAAGAUAUUUGGUUUUGAUGGAGAUUGUAAUUGUAAUUUUGGAUAAAAUCAAGAGGAUGACUGUUUCAGAUGUUGACCAUGAUUAUUAAAGUGAACUCUACCAAA
Gymnodraco acuticeps is the source of this 4037-nucleotide messenger RNA. Its product is annotated as G-protein coupled receptor 26-like. NCBI's taxonomy places the organism in Eukaryota, Metazoa, Chordata, Actinopteri, Perciformes, Bathydraconidae. The transcript is spliced from 3 exons. Gene Ontology annotation, cellular component: membrane. The coding region runs from base 331 to 1341 and encodes 336 amino acids. Gene Ontology annotation, molecular function: G protein-coupled receptor activity. The record is from RefSeq and is a predicted model, not a curated record. Gene Ontology annotation, biological process: adenylate cyclase-activating G protein-coupled receptor signaling pathway.